Messenger RNA from Aspergillus wentii DTO 134E9, 270 nucleotides. RefSeq names its product small nuclear ribonucleoprotein F. Gene Ontology annotation, molecular function: RNA binding. The transcript is spliced from 3 exons. The record is from RefSeq and is a predicted model, not a curated record. Gene Ontology annotation, biological process: mRNA splicing, via spliceosome; spliceosomal snRNP assembly. Gene Ontology annotation, cellular component: catalytic step 2 spliceosome; U1 snRNP. Lineage: Eukaryota; Fungi; Ascomycota; Eurotiomycetes; Eurotiales; Aspergillaceae. The annotation marks the transcript as partial.
UUGCAGUUCCAACCAGUCAACCCCCGGCCCUUUUUGCAGGCUAGAGUCGGUACCGAGGUUAUCAUCCGCCUGAAAUGGGGCCAGACCGAGUACAAGGGCCAGUUGGAGAGCAUCGAUUCGUACAUGAACGUGUUGUUGAGGGAUACGGAGGAGUACAUUGACGGCAAGCCGACGGGGUCUUUGGGACUUGUUUUGAUUAGCAGAUGUAACAAUAUCCUCUGGAUGGGAUCAGCCGACAGCGUGGAAAUGACGGAACUGGGGUUAAAAUAA